AUGCCAUAUCCGGGAGAAGGGCCUCCUGGGCCCCGCAGAGGGGCCAGACCUGCACCAGGGGCUUCUGAGGCGCCUUCGGCGAGGCAGCAGCGGGGGUCGAAGGAGAUAUGGCGCUCCGAAGGCUCCAAAAAACAGCAGCAGCAACAGCAGCAACAACAGCGCCAUCAGAGCACAGCGGUCAACGAUACAGAUGAGCCAUACACGCAACAGCUGCAGAACCCCCAUGAGGGUCCUCAGGCAGGUCCACCAACAUAUGCAAGGGACAGUUAUCAGAUGGAGGCUGCUGCUGCUGCUGCUGCAGCAGCUUCGAGACAGCAGCAAGAGGAGAGUAGACACCAGCAACAGUUGAUGCAGCAGCAACAUGCGCAGCACCAGCAGCUUCUGCAGCAGCAGCAUCUGCAGCAGCAGCAAGUUCUAGAUCCAUAUGGGAGCAGCGUUGCUGCAUAUGAAGCCGCGUAUGCAGCAGCCGCAGCCGCAGCAGCACCAUCGCUUUACGGUAGCAUGACCCCUGCAGCAGCUGCUGCAACAAACACAGCCCUGCAGCAGCUUCAGCACCUUCAGCAACUGCAGCAAAUGGGCGUCGCUACCCAGCUGGGGCCUCUGCCGCCCUACUUUAGCGACAUUGGGCCGCUUGGCAGUCUGGACCAGCAGCAGCUGCAGCAGCAGCAGCUGCAGCAGCAGCAACUGCAGCAGCAGCAAUUGCAGCAAAUACAACAGCAGCAACUCCAGCAGCAACAGCAGCUACAGCAAAUGCAAAUGCCAAUGAUAUACGCCAUGCAGCAGCCAGGAGGGUCUCCCAUUGAGCUGCAGCAGCAGCAGGCCCUUGUGCUUCAGCAACAACUGCAACUGCAGCAAUUGCAGCAGCAUAUGCAACAGCAAGAUCCGUACCUACAGCAACAGCCAUACGCGUAUACCCUGGCGCAGCAGGCCAAGCUCGCGGCGGCAUACGGAGUCCCAGCUGCCUUGUUGCCGCAAAUGCAGCAGUUGCAGCAGCAGCAGCACUUGCAAGCUUUGCAGCAGCAGCAGCUGCAGCAGCCGAAGGUGCACGAGCAGGUCAAGCCCACUCACCACCAAGAGAUGCAGCAGCAGGUGCUCCAGGGGGAGCCGCAGCGGCACCACGACCAACAGCAGCUUCCAGCGGGAACAGCAGCAGACGUAGGCCGAGUCCCUCAGUCCCACAAAAUGUAUGAUGGAGAGUUUGCUGCUGCUGCUGACCAGCAAGUGCAUCAGCAAGACCAGCGUAAGCAGCAAGCCCGGAGCCAGUCAGAUGAACCUGCAGUGCAGCAGCAACUCCCGCAGCCGCCACACCAGCAGCAGCAACAGCAGCAGCAGCAGCAGAGGGGAAGCGAUAGCACUAGGACGAGACAGCCAGUCCAAGGAGCCCCGAAAGUGAGCAGCGCGCGGAGCAGGGGUGGCAGGACCAACCGGAGCAGCGCAACAGAAGCGGGGCCAGCAGUAACAGCAGUUGUUGCGCCUGCCGCAUCAGCAGCACCUGCAGAAUUCUGCCAAAGUAGCACACCGCCGCCGCCUCCGCCACAGCAGCAGCAGCAACACCACGCUGCCGGCGGCGCUCUACCUAGGGCUUCUGACUGUUCGACUACGUUAUCUGCAGAACGCAUGCCUCAGCACAGCGGUGGCAAUGCGCUGCAGCAGCAGCAGCAGCCACAGCAAUCCGCGCGUAGGCAUCACGGCAGGGUCCCACUGCAAGACGCAAGAGGGACUCCGGCUGGAGGUCAUUCACUGCAAAGCCGAAGCAGCCAGCCAGAGAGGGACCGACCGCAACAACAACAGCUGCGAGGAGACGGACCGCAAAGGCACGCAGCCGCUCCAGGGGCGACUGGUGCAGCACAACACCACCAAAGGCACGACCGCGGCCCAUUGCGCCAGUACCCUCCAGAUCAUCAUCAGCAACAGCAACAGAAGCCGCGUAGAGGGGGUCGUCAGCAGCAGAGUCGGUUUGGGGUAAGCUGCCCUGGCGAAGGAUUCUCGGGGGCCCAUGGCGACUCCGCCAGAGGCUCCAGAGGUGGGGCCUCAUCUUCAGCAACAAGUCACGGGCGUUCACAGGGAGGGGGACAAGGUGGCCUCCAGGGGCCCCCUGCACCGCGGCAGCGAGACCUCCAGCAGGAGGAGGCUCUAGACAGGCGCAUUCUGGCGAUCAUUGCGAACAAUAGAGAAGUUGAGAAGAGACACAGAAUUGCCGAGCAAGAGCGUCAGGCUGCCAGACAACUCGAAGAGGCAGCAGCAGCGGAAAGAGCAGCCGAAGGAUCUCCGCAGACUCCUUCUUCUCGUUUGGUAUCCGCCUCUAAUGGGGCCCAUCCGCGAACUAGUAGUAGUAGUAGUAGCAGCAGCAGCAGGGGAGAGGCAAAGUCAGGCGCUGCCGAUGCUGCAGGGCCCGACCCAGCGUCAGCUACAGCAGCAGCAGCAGGCUCCACUGCUGCUGCUGCUGCUUCACCGACUCACAGGGCGCGUAGUGGCCGCUGGACGGGGGCCUCUCAAGGAGGCCAUGAGACUGGCAAGAGUUCCUCUGCAGGCAGCGUAUCUCACGCUGGGGGGGCGGGACCAAGGGAAUCUUCAGAUACCCCAGUAAGUCGUCGGCACCUGCAAAACAGGCAGCACCAGCAGCAACAUCAGCAUCAGCAUCUGUCCGGUCGGCCAGCUAGCGCAACGUCAGCCGCCGGGGAUGGGCCAAACAGGGCUAAGGGCCACAUCACAAGAAGCAUAUCUCGCGGUGAUACGCGAAGUAGGAGCAGCACGGGGUUUCCCGAGGCCCCGAAUGCUUCCCCAGACCACGAACAGCUGGAAAAGGCACAUCCUGAGGGCGACCAGCAGCAGCAACAGCAGCAGCAACAGCAGCAGCCGCAGCCGCAGCAAGUGGUUGGGAGUAGAAAACAUGUCGAAGGGACUGUCAGUGCGCCUACAAGGGAACGGCGUGCACGACAGCCCGCGAGUAGGCGUCAGGACCCGUCGGAGCAGCAGCAACAGCUGCAACAGCAGCUACACCAUAACGAGGCGCACCGCCCGUCGGCCUCCUCCACAAGCUGGAGAUCUCAAGGUCCCCCGAAGCAGCCUAGAGGGUCUCCUCAGAGUGACGGAUUGCCCGCCUCUAAGCAACAAAUAGAGGGCUCAGUGGGAGGGAGCCAGUCUCCCUCGCCUGCGUCCUCAUUAGGGGCACCUUCGUCACCUGUUGCGGCGGCAGGAGGGGCCGAAGGAAAGUCUUAA
This is a messenger RNA of Eimeria necatrix, 3219 nucleotides long. RefSeq lists its product as hypothetical. The record is from RefSeq and is a predicted model, not a curated record. The transcript has 3 exons. Bases 1 to 3219 code for a protein of 1072 amino acids. Lineage: Eukaryota; Apicomplexa; Conoidasida; Eucoccidiorida; Eimeriidae.